GCAUGGCGGCAAGCGUGGAGGUUUUCUAGUUUUCCACGUUUUUUGUACGUAUUUUAAAAGUAAUUAUCGUUGAUUUUUAAAAAUUACUUGUGUUGUGUUACGGUUUUAGUGUAAACUAUAAUUAUGUGACUGUUUGUAUAUCUGAAAUAAGUAAAAGUUUGUAAAUAAACAGUAACCCGGGCUUUUACAAUCAUGGCGUCGAAUGACGAAUCUUCGAGUGAUGAUGAAAAUAAUAGAUUUUUUAAAAAAGAGUCGGUUUUAAGAAGAGAUGACUGCAUCACUUGUUGCAAAAAUUUUGAUAGAAACAUCGAAAAGUGCUCUUGUGAAAUGUCCAACAACCCUAACCAAAAUGGACAAGAAACAAAAAUUUUGCCUGAAAAUCCACCAGCAACGUUAACAAACGGCCAAAUCAAGUCGGAUUUGCCUGAGAACAAUCAUCUUACUUCCAAGGAAAACUCUAGUGAUAGUGAUAUAGUGACGAAUCAAAAAUCCAGUGAAGUGAGUUUGACAGUAGAGUCAAUCAAGCCUGAAACGUCCGAUUUUUUACCAAACUUCAAGGAAGAAAUAACAGAACAGAACUGUGCGACUGAAGUUAACCAAAACUCCGUUGAUAGUGACGAUAAGUCAGUUUCUAAAAAUGGCUGUGAUCAAAGUUGCAAUAUUGGUGCUGUGAAUCUUACCAUAGACACUAAUAACGGUUCUCUAAAUCAGGAAACUUCAAAAACCAGUGGCCUUCAGAUAAAUUCAAAUGUUAAUAAUAACGAUAUAUUAAACGAUUUAAAUUUAACAAAUCACAGCAAUAAAUUCAAACCAAAGAGCCCUUGUACACCCUUCAAAAAUGAACUACCAGCCAUUGAAGAACAACAUUUCACAAGCCAAGUCAAUUGUUCGCCAAGAAAUGCACGUACGAGAUCGGUCGAAACGGCCACUCUUCCAAAAAAAACCGCCAAAAAAAGGGCACUGUCGGCCGACGCUGACCACAGGGGCGUCAAAUUGAGAAGACUUGAUUUUGACAAGGCAAAACCAAGCGCCACAUCGACCAAAAACGAACACAAAGAAGACAGAAGCAAGUCGAGGAGACACGAAAGUACAAAAAGGCACGACAAGCGGAGAAGCAGCUCUUCCAGGAGGAAGACAGUGGGAACGCAAACGAGGCCACGUGAUUUGUCGAUUGAACCCACCUUAAUGACCGACGGAAAUUACAGUCACCCCCCAAACGAUACGAAUUUGAAGUACCGCCGUUUCUACCACAUAGAGACUCAUUCGAACGGAGGGGCUAAGAUCCUGCGAAUGUACGACGACGAAAUCAAGCAUUUGCGUCAAGAGGAGCAAGUGGAGUUGGCCCAAGAAUUUUUCACGUUGGCCUUUAGAGAAAAUUCAGACGGUCAUGCUGUGUUCGUUAUCGCUGUUGUCCACGGUUCGGCUCGAUAUCUUCCCGAUAUUUUGGAAUACAUGUCCGAAAAGUACCCGAAUUUGACUGUAAAGAACGGCCUUUUGAGCAAAAGUUCCGAUAUCGAGACGACCACUUUUUCCGAAUAUAACAAAAAUGUUAUAAAGCAUUACGAAAGUGGGACAGUACGAUACGGGCCUUUGCACCAGAUAAGUAUUGUUGGGACGGCCCAUGAAGAAGUGGGGGGGUACUUUCCCGACUUGUUGGACAUGUUAGAAAUGAACCAUUUUUUAAAACUUACGAUGCCUUGGGGCCGAUUGUCGAUUUGUCGUGACAUGAAACGGACCGAAUCAAACGACGGACCAAUCGUUUGGUGUAGACCAGGCGAACAGUUAGUACCAACAGCAGAUUCAAGAACACCACUAAAAAGAAAACGGACUGGCAUAAACGAACUUAAAAAUCUACAGUACUUACCACGCAUGUCUGAAGCCAGAGAACACCUGUUUGAAGACCGGACGAAAGCCCACGCCGAUCACGUUGGCGCCGGAUUGGACCGGAAAACCACGGCUGCAGUCGGCAUCCUGAAAGCAAUACACGGAGGACAGAAUGAAGGACCAAUAAAUCGAAUCACUAAAGACGUUGUUGCGUUUUCCGCAAAAUAUUUCGAUAUUUUAGCGGAAAAACUACAAUUGGAUUUACACGAACCGCCGAUUUCUCAGUGUGUUACUUGGAUCGAAGAUGCUAAACUUAAUCAGUUAAGGAGAGAAGGUAUCGAGUAUGCUAGAGUGAAUUUGUAUGAUAACGAUAUAUACUUUUUGCCAAGAAAUAUCAUACACCAAUUUCGGACGGUGACGGCAGUAACAAGUAUAGCAUGGCAUGUGCGUUUGCAGCAGUAUUACCCCUCUUGCGAAACCAAAAACGGCGAAGAGAACGAAAUAAACAACAAAAUGUUAAUGAGGACCGAUUCAUCUGAAUCAUCGAAAAACAAUCACGUGAAGAAUGUGCUCAAAGUGAAACAAAAAUUAGACUUCGAGAAACAAGUGACUGACGAAAAAGACAAACUAUCAAACGACCACAAAUACAAAUACAAGGAUAAAAACCGCUCCAAAGACAAAGUGCGGGAUGAAAACAAGGAAAAACGUGACAAAGAUCGCGUCAAGCACAGCCACAAGCCACGCGAUAAAGACCGACACGAGCAUAAAGAUAAAAAAUAUGAUAAAGAUAAAGACCGCCAUCACUACCACAACCAUAAAGAACACAAAUCUAAAGACGAAAAGUCGCGUCACCACUCGCAUAAAGAUAAAUAUAAAAGUAGCAGUGAGUAUAAAAAUCGGCAUAAAAGCAGUCACUCGCACCACAAAGACCGGGAACAUUCGGAAUCGAAGAAAAUCUCAAAUGAAAAAAAUAAUUAUAUUAAAACGUCGGUUUCAAGUAGCACGAGUUCGCUUUCGAAUACGUCGCUGACGAAAACACCGUCAACGCCUAAUAGCAAUGAUUCUAAUACUCCAAUGCAAAGGCUUCUCGGUGAUAAUACCCCGUCGCCUUUAAAACACAAGUCGGAGAAAAAACCGCAAAAAAUAAUAAAACGUCCACGACUGUCACAAUCAGCUGAUGUUCUCGGCGAUAUUUUAAAAGAUAUGAACAAGUGCGACCCGCAUAUAUAACAGUAACUUUUCAAAUGUUCAUAUGUAUAUACUUGUAAAUAGUUUUGGCUAUAAUUGGGAUGAGUUUUUAUUCAUCCGCCUGAAUUCUAAAGAAAAGUUGGACGAUUUGUACUGUGUCCAAGUUUUCAACCGAUAUGAAUCUCGUCUGUUUUAACUAGGUUUUUUGGUAAUUUAUUUAUUGUUUUAAAUUUCAUUGUGUAGCGUGUACUAUAAAUUGUCGAUCUCAUUUAUUGUGUUUUUGCCAUUACUAAUGUAUUUUAGGUAGAUUUUUUAAUAUGUAUUUUAUUUAUGAUUUUAAUUGUACAUAUGUAUAGGUAGAGAAAUAUGUACAGAUUUUUACGUAGUCAAAACCUUAUAAGCGUUGCUGUAAAAAUUCAAAUAUAUAACAAUGUUAGAAGAGUUUUAGUAAUGACUAAUAUUUUUUCAUAUCACAGCAAAAUUUUAGUAUAAUUUUAACUCUAAGGAAAAAUCUAUUUUUUGUGUGUUAGCUUUAAAAUCGCGAGGUUUAUUUAUAAAUCGUAAUCAGUCAAACAUUACCUAAUUAAUUAUUUUAACGAAUUUAUUACGACACCUGUAUUUUUAGUAGGUAUAAUUCAAGUUCCUUUAAAUUGUUGACUGAAAUUAAGGGGGAGGCAGAUAUUUUGAUAGGAUCACGAGAGGUGUCUUGUAUUUGCGAUGUGAUAUCAUUUUAUAUUUUAGACAGGCUUAACUUUAUAUUCAUAUCGACACAGCGCCUACUUUUUCCUCAAAUAAAACAAUGUAUUAUCAUUUAUUAUUUUACAUUAAGGUUGUGGCAUAAUUACCCAUUUGUAAUUUAAACCUUUGCUUCGCAUUGUUACAUUCCAUACAGUAUUGUUUAUAUGAAUAAAAAUUUCCUGUCAAUUAGA
This is a messenger RNA of Tribolium madens (black flour beetle), 3941 nucleotides long. RefSeq names its product lysine-specific demethylase 9-like. Lineage: Eukaryota; Metazoa; Arthropoda; Insecta; Coleoptera; Tenebrionidae. The coding region runs from base 193 to 3054 and encodes 953 amino acids. The transcript is spliced from 7 exons. The record is from RefSeq and is a predicted model, not a curated record. Gene Ontology annotation, cellular component: nucleus.